Molecule: messenger RNA, 318 nt
Organism: Punctularia strigosozonata HHB-11173 SS5
Lineage: Eukaryota; Fungi; Basidiomycota; Agaricomycetes; Corticiales; Punctulariaceae
Exons: 1
Coding region: 1-318 (105 amino acids)
Source: RefSeq, a predicted model, not a curated record
AUGUUGGUGAAGAAGAAGAUUAUGGACAACCAGCCUGAGCUGCACGAACCCUUUCCUGACUGCACAUUUUCUGCGAUUACCUUCAACCUUGGCAGCUCAGUCGUCACCAAGGACCACCGUGACUCAGCAAACUAUGCUGCUGGCCAGUGUGCCGUUCACAGCCUUGGUGACUAUGAUCAUGAGGUCAGCGGUCAUAUGUGCUUAUGGGAACUUGGCCUCUUGGUCGAAUUUCCUCCAGGGGGUACCAUCUUCUUCCCCAGCGCUGUGGUUCGCCACUGCAACACUAUUAUCCCUCAAGGUUCAAUCCGGCGAUCCUAA